AUGUGUUCGCAGACAGACUACACGGACGCGUGCGAGAAGAGCAUUGGCAAGGCCGCGAACGCCAGCUCGUCAUCGCCCAAGGACAUCGUCCGCAGCGCCGUGGAGGUGAUCGGCGACGCCAUCAGCCAGGCGUUCGACCGUGCGGACCUGAUCCUGAGCAACGACCCGCGCGUGAAGGCCGCCGUCGCCGACUGCAAGGAGGUGUUCGCGGACGCCAAGGACGACCUCAACAGCACGCUCAAGGGCGUCGACGACAAGGACGGCAUCGCCAAGCAGAGCUACCAGCUGCGCGAACAUGGAGACGUGCGUUGA
Messenger RNA from Miscanthus lutarioriparius, 312 nucleotides. The record is from the annotation of a GenBank genome assembly. NCBI's taxonomy places the organism in Eukaryota, Viridiplantae, Streptophyta, Magnoliopsida, Poales, Poaceae.